AUGACUGCAUCCUAAAUCUAAGGAUGGCCUAGUCUCACAAUUAAAUGUACAUCAACAGAUUAUGUUAACAGAAAAAAUUAGUUGAUGUAUGGUAUUAUUGAUAAAACGAAUAACUAAAACAUUCAAAAGACUUACACCAUUAGUUAACCACAUUGGAGUUUGUCUGUAAGAGUAAAUAUCUACACACUAAGGAAUUUUGCAGCUAGUGAUAACAUCUAAGUAUAUAUGGAUGGAACUAAGUAGAUUUAAUAUCAAAAAGGAACCAAUUUAAAUAUUGGAGAAUCACUUUGCCUAUCAUAAAAUGAUUACCUUUAUUAAUUUUAUAAAAAUAUUACCCAUUCGGCAAAUACAUUUGUCUUAGCAUUUUAAUCAUCUAUUUCUACUUCUGCAUCAACAGGAGGAUUUGCAUUAAGUGAGCUAUAUGUUGAAAUAGAUACUUGCUAUCCUGGAUGCUAAACUUGCUCUGGACCUGCAAAUAAUUAAUGUCUCACAUGUAUAACAGGAGCUGUUGCUAAUAAUGGUUAAUGCUAAUGUACAACAGGUUUUGCUUACUAAACAUCUUGUGUCCCUACCUGUCCUGCUGGGUUAAGAGGAGAACCUACUUUAUUAGUAUGUGUUUAAGAUUAUUGUGAUGCAUCUGUUUGUGCUACAUGUGACAAUACAACAAAAUCAUGCACAUCUUGCAAAGCUGGUUUUUAUCUACUAUAAACUUAAUGCGUAGCUUCCUGCCCUACUUAUACUAAUUAAUAAGGAAAUGCUUGCUAAGAUAUACUACCAUCAAAUGGGAUGUAUCUACUUAAAGCUCUAUAUUAAACUUUUGUUUCUGAAAGUGAAAUCGCUGCAGGUGGACUAACAGUUACUGGUUUAGAAGGAAACGGAUUCGGUACAGUAACAAGUUCUGGAGCUUACACAUCUGUUUGUAAUGGAGUUUAUUAUAUUGGUGGCUAUAUGUUAGCUGCAAGUAAUGCAUCAUUUAAAAGAACUUUUACUGGACUACCUCCUCAUUCUUAAAUAAGAGUUGGUUUUACAUUCGUAGCUAUAGAUGAUUGGGAUAGUGAAUACAUUUACAUUAAUUAUGAUGGUUAAUAGGCUUCCAAUUUCAUGGUAAAUAUAGCCGAUACUGUAGAUGCAUUGUGCGGAUUACAAAGUUUUUUGGAUUUGGUUUAUAAUGUAGACAAAACUGCAAUACAUACAAGUCCUACUCUUAAUUUAGAAAUAAAGGCGACACUCUCUUUAAAUUCAUCAUAAAAAUCUUAUGGUCUGAGAAAUUUAUUUGUAAUUUUAAUCCAAUGUAGUUAAUGGUGUAUAUCGUGUAAUCCAACAACAUGCUUGUAAUGUGAUAUCACACAUUAUUUAUACAAAGGAUCUUGUUAUGUAACUUGUCCAACAACUACAUACAUAGAUUAAAAUAGAGAAUGUCACGAUUGUGAUGCUUCUUGUGCUACUUGUAGCGGCCCAAAUAAUACUGAUUGUAUUACUUGCCCACCUGGAAAAUUGCUAUAUAAUAAUGGUGGUUGGACCUGUGUAAGUAAUUGUCCUGCUACAAAUUAUUACAGUGAUGGUACUAAAUGUUAAAAAUGUGAUUCAAGUUGCUUGACUUGCUCUGGAGGAGCUAAUAAUAAUUGUCAAACAUGUAAUGCUGGAGUUUUUUUGUAUUAGAAUUAGUGCUUAGCAAGUUGCCCUUCUAAUACUUUUGUUAGUGGAACCUAAUGUGUUAACUGCGAUGGUAGUUGUAAAACAUGUACUGGUGCAUCAAAUUAAUAAUGUGCAUCAUGUGAUACUACAUAUUUAUUGACUUAAGGAACUUCCAAGUCAUGUGUAUCAAAUUGUGGAAAUUCACUAUACCCAAACACUACAAAUCAUACAUGUUCUAGCUGUGAUUCUACUUGUUUUAAUUGCUCAGGUCCUAACCCUAAUUAAUGUACUUAAUGUACAGGAAAUAGAUAUCUUUAGGGAAAUUAAUGCUUGCUUACAUGUAACCCAGGAUUUUAUGCAGGAGCAAAUAAUAUGUGUGUCGCAUGUGAUUAAACAUGCGCUACUUGUAGUGCAGGAGCUAAUACUAAUUGCUUAAGCUGUUAGCUUCCUUUAUAUUUGAAUGGAAAUUAAUGUCUAAAUUCAUGUAAUUCAAAUCAAUACAAGGAUGAUCCUACAGCUAGCUGCCUUAGCUGUGACUCUAGUUGCUUAACUUGUUAAGGAGCUGGACCUAAAAAUUGUACAUCAUGUCCUGCAUCCACGUUCUUGAACGUUGAUCAUUCUUGUGUUUCAAAAUGCCCAGACGGGUUAUAUGCAGAUGGAAAUGUAUGCAAAGCUUGUCCAUCUUAAUGUGCCAAGUGUGUUAUAUAAGGUACUUCUCCUGUUUGCACAACAUGCCCACCUAGUUAAGCUUUAUAUAAUGGAAACUGCGUGGCGACUUGCCCAGCAAAAACUUAUUAGACCAAUAAUGGAGCAACAAAUAUUUGUUCUAGUUGCGAUUCCAGCUGCUAAACUUGCUCAGGUCCUAAUGCUAAUUAAUGUUUAUCUUGCAUACUACCAAAUUAUUUUUAACCAGAUACUACCUAAUGCGUAACUACUUGCAAGACUAGUUACUAUCCUGUCUAAAAUACUGCUACCUGUGCUCCCUGUAAUGCUACAUGCUACUAAUGCUCAGCAUCUACUGCAAAUGAUUGUACAAGUUGUACAGGAAAUUUAUAUUUAUAAAAUAACACAUGCUCAUCAACUUGUUAGAAUGGAACUUAUCCAGAUAAAACUACAAAUAAAUGUACGUAAUGCGAUUCGACAUGCUUAACAUGUUCUGCAGGAACAAAUACAGACUGUUUGACAUGCAGUCCUCCAAAUUAUCUUCAAACUGACAAAAAUUCAUGUUUGACCACAUGUAAAAGUAACGAAUAUCAAGAUAAUUCCUCCAAUAAGUGUGUAGCUUGUAAUGUAUUAUGUGCAACUUGCAGUGGUCCUGCAUCUACUUAAUGCUUAACAUGCCAAGCAGGAUAAAUAUUAUAUACAUCACCUGAUAAUAAAAAGACUUGUGUGAACUCUUGUCCUGAUGGGUAUUAUAGUGAUACAAAAAAUAAUGUAUGUGCUUAAUGCAAUUCAUCCUGUUUAACAUGUGCAUCACCAGGUGAUAAUAAAAGUUGUUUAUCCUGUGCUCCUACUCUAUAUUUGCUGAAUGGCUAGUGUGUUAAUUCAUGCCCUUAAAAGUACUACUCUACUACAAGCACAAAUCCUUAGACUAUGAUUUGCAAGCAGUGUUAUUAAGAUUGCUUGACUUGCUCUGGACCUCAGAGCACUGAUUGCAAAACAUGCUAGCUUCCAAAUUAUUUUGUUGCAGCUACUUCUUAAUGUCUACCAAAUUGUCCUGCUAAAUUUUAUAAAAAUGAUCCACUUGCUUAAUGUUCUGCCUGUGAUCCUUCAUGUGCUAACUGUAGUGGGCCAUCAGCUAGUUAAUGCACUUCUUGCUCAGGUUCAUUGUACCUUGAUGGUGUUUCUUGUAUUAAUACUUGCUCACCUGGUAAAUUUGCAAAUCAACAAAAUAAUACUUGCACGGCUUGUGAUCCAACUUGUAAGACUUGUGAUGGAACUACUUCAACAAAUUGCCUUUCUUGUGCCCUUCCUAACUAUUAUUAAUUAUCAACAAAACAAUGUGUUUAAUAAUGUAAUGCUAAUUAAUAUAAAGAUAACGCAACAAUUUCUUGUAUAGCAUGUAAUAGUACUUGUGCUACAUGCAGUGGUCCCAAUUCAAAUUAGUGCUUAACUUGCAACGGAACUGAUGUAUUAAUUAAUGGUAAUACUUGUUAAAGCAACUGCCCAGAUGGUUAAUAUUAAGAUUAAACUGUCUGCAAAGCAUGUGAUUCUUCUUGUAAAACUUGCGUUUUUCCUGGUAGCUCUAAUAAGUGUGUUACUUGCAAAACUGGCUAGUAUUUCUAUUAAAAUCAAUGCUUGAGUAAAUGUCCUAAUAAAACUUUCUCAACAACAUUGUAAGACAAAACGUUAAUUUGUACAGAUUGCGAUUAAAGCUGUUAAUCUUGUAGUGGAUCUUUAUCCAAUAAUUGUCUUUCAUGUGCAGGUUCAUUAUUCUUGAAUUCAGACAAUACCUGCAAACCAACAUGCAUAGUAGGGUAGUACCCAAACACUUAAAAUUCUACAUGUCAACCAUGUGAUAAAAGUUGUUAUUAAUGUAAAGGACCUAAUAGCAAUUAAUGCACUGCAUGUUAAGGAAAUAGCUUCUUAGAUACUAAUGCUUCUACAUGCGUAGGAACUUGUCCUCCAAAAUAGUAUGCAAAUACCACAAAUAAUACUUGUUCUGCUUGCCAUCCCACAUGCAACUCUUGUAGCGGUCCAUUAUCAAGUAACUGUACUUCAUGUAGUCUCCCUAAUUUUAUGUAAACUAAUUCUCAGUCAUGUUUACCAACAUGUUAAUUGAAUGAGUAUUAGGACUAAGCAUCAGUAUCUUGCAAAGCUUGUGAUUUAUCAUGUAAGACAUGUGGUGGUUAAGGACCAAAUAAUUGUCAAAGCUGUAAUGUAAAUUAAUUUUUGCAUUUAGGAAAUUCUUGUGUCGCAACUUGCCCUGCUGGAUAUUAUAGUAAUGUAAAUGUUUGCUCAAUCUGCUCUAAAAAUUGCUAAACUUGUAAUUAUCCUGGUGAUGAUAGCUCUUGCACAACUUGCAAAAAUAACCAAUUCCUAUACAAAGGCUAGUGCUAUUAAAAUUGUCCUAAUAAGACUUUUUCAUAAACAAUUUAAGGAAUUUAAGUUUGCACAGACUGUGAUAGCUCAUGCUUGGCUUGUAAUGGACCAACAAAUACAAAUUGCACUCAAUGUGCUCUUCCUAAUUAUCUUUUGCUAUCAACUAAUUCUUGUGUUUAGAAUUGUCCUGAUAGUUUUUACAAAAACGAUUAGUUAGCUUAAUGUUCCUAAUGUGAUUAAUCGUGCUUUCAAUGUAAUGGUCCAACGGCAAAUUCAUGCACAGCAUGCACUGGAAAGAUGUAUUUAGACAACCAAAAAUGUGUAGCUAAUUGUUCAGAUGGGAAGUACAAAAGUCCUACUAGCAAUAUUUGUUUGAAUUGUAAUUCAAGCUGUAAAACAUGUAACCCUGCAAAUCCUAAUAAUUGUCUUACAUGCACUCUACCAUUAUAUUUCUAAUAUAGAGACUCUACAUGCCAAUUAACAUGCCAACCAGACUAAUAUAGAGAUAAUGCAACAGUAAGUUGCAUUAACUGUGAUUCAUCUUGCUUAACUUGCUUAGGAAGUAAAAAUACAGAUUGUUUAAGUUGCACAGGUACAUAUUUACAAAACACCUAAUGUGUGAACAGCUGCUCUGAUGGGUACUAUGCUAAUAAGCAAACAUAGAGAUGUGAGAAUUGCAAUAGAAAUUGUAAAACAUGCUUUGGUCCAGAUUAAAAUAGUUGUAUUUCAUGUUCAGUUCCUCUUUUGUUCUAAAAAUCAACAUAUUCUUGCGUUACUAGAUGCGAUAAAAAUUAUUAUAGUAACUACUCUACUAACUCCUGUGAAUUAUGUCAUCCAGAUUGUGCUUCAUGCAGCGGAUCUCUAAAUAACUAAUGCACAUCAUGCUCAGGAUAAAAGUAUUUAUAUUAAAACUCAUGUGUGGCAUCUUGUCCUAAUGGUUUCUUUGCUUAAUAAAAUAAAUGCUAAUAAUGCACAUAAGGAUGUUAAGUUUGUACUGAUGGAUCUGUAAACAAGUGUUUAGUUUGUAUGAACACUUAUUACCUGUAUUAAGGAUAAUGCGUUAAAAAAUGUCCUGAAUUCUUUUUUGAGGAUAUAUAUUCUUACACUUGCCAGCCUUGCUCUUAAAAUUGCUCUUAAUGUGUUAAUUAUGGUUCACUUACUUGCAUAUAAUGUGGAUAAGGAUACAAUUUGUACAACAACGCUUGCAUAAAGAACUGUCCAGUGGGUACCUAUGUUGAUAAUCAAGUAUGUAAAGACUGUAAUAUAGAAUGUUUAACUUGCAUAGGUCCUUAAGAUAGCUAAUGUACAUCAUGUUAGUCAGGAAUGUUAUUAUAAGAUAACUACUGCGUUAAUAGUUGUGAUAGUAAUUAUGCCUUGAUUUAAAGUUAAUCUUUAUGUGUAAAAUGUGAUUCUUCAUGCUUAACUUGUACAGGAUCUGAUAAAAAUUAAUGUGCAACAUGUCCUUAAAGCUCAAUACCUUUUAAUACUUAAUGCUUAACAUAAUGUCCUUAAGGCUUUUACUAAAUACCAAAUUAACUAAAAUGUAAUAGCUGUAAACCUUAUUGCAGUAAAUGUACAAAUAGUAAUGACUGCUAAGCAUGCAGUAAAGGCUAUGUUAUGCUAAAUGGAGACUGCUUAAACUAAUGUCCAAAUUAGGAUUAUUUUGUAGACAGUAGUACUAAUCAAUGUACAGCUUGUAAUGAUUCGUGCAAAGAAUCUGGUUGUUUUGGCCCUGGAGAAAAUGAUUGCAUAGUUAGUUACAUUGAAGCUAAAGAAUCCAUAUUGUUUAUAAUUUUCAUGGUUAAACUUGGAUAUUGGAUAUUUAAUUCUAUAUCUGGUUACUUUAUGGAUAAAUUUGAUGAAAAAGAACAUUAGAGAAAAGUAAUACAAUUUAUGAAAGGAGGAGAAUAAAGUAGAACUUUUAAUUAAUCUAACUUAUAAUAAACACAAGAAGGAAGUGUAAUUAAAAGAAAAAACCGUAAUAGAUUUGAUGAUUAAAACAAUUUAUCAGCAACUGAACAGAAAAAUAUUUAUUCUUAAAAUAAUCAAACUAUUUAAAAUAUGUCCUUAAAUACUUCAACUUACAAUAAUCAAUUAAACAAUUCAAAGAUAUUAAAUCUUCAAAAAGUGAGCAGUUAAGCACAGAUGAGCCCCCUUAAAAAUCAAUCGUGGAGAGAUCUACCUAAUGAAUUAAGUAACAUUAACAAUUAGAGCUACAGAAAUAAUGAUGAUAGCCCAGUUAAAACAAACCAAAAUUUAAACACUCGUCGCCCUAUCAUCGUGAAGCGCUUUUCUUUCAAGCAAGAAGACGGAUGUCCAACAUUUAGAGAUUAAGAAGACUAAAAAAACAGUGAUUCAUAAAGCUAAAGCAGUAAAAUAGAUGAUACUAAUUAACCAAUCGAUCUUCCAACUAAUUAAAAACUUUAUUAUUCACUUAUCGGAAAUGAUUUGAUUUAAGUAUGGACUUUAUACAAUCCAUACAUAAGUAGAAUAUUAAGGGCAACUUUAGUUUACUUCAAAUUCCUAUGCUUCUUUUAUGGAACAAACAUAAUUUAUAAGAAAAGUCCAGGUCUACUGGUUUUAUCUUUAAUUUUAGGCAUGAUAAUAAAAGAAGCUGUAUUUAUAUUUUUUAUUCAAUUUGCUAUUUGCUUAAGAAAAAGUGCAAUGAUUGCAGUAAUUUUAUUGGUAGGUUCUGUCAUUGUUGUUUGUACUGUUUGGUUUAGACCAGAAAUUUAAAAACUUACUACUAACAAAGACAUAACAUGGUCUUGGAUGUAUUUAUCGAUAUUUUUAGUAGACUUUAUUUUUGUCUAAACUUCAUUGGCACUUUUGAGAUACUUUUCUUCUGUUAGAAGUUUAGAAAAUAGAAACGAUAAAUUUCAAGCUUUGCUUGACAAAACUCUUGUUGAUUAAGGAGUCAUUUACAAGAUUAAAAAUGAAUCUUGA
Messenger RNA from Tetrahymena thermophila SB210, 7623 nucleotides. RefSeq names its product zinc finger lsd1 subclass family protein. NCBI's taxonomy places the organism in Eukaryota, Ciliophora, Oligohymenophorea, Hymenostomatida, Tetrahymenidae. The record is from RefSeq and is a predicted model, not a curated record. The transcript has 31 exons.